AUGCUGCUUUAUACCUCGUCGCUUUUCACUCUUCUCUCCCACCCUCCACGAGACUGUUUUUCUGUCGCCCCAAUUUCGCGGCCAACCGCGCAAAUCCCACUCGCGCGUUCCGAGCGGCGCGAGAGCCGCGGUCGCCAUGGGUGCUGCGAAGUGCCGGGCGGGGAGGUGGCGCUGCUGUUCAUGGGCGUGUCGCUGGCGCUCGGCGCGCUGUGCCGCCAGAUCUUCAGCAACACGCACGUGCCGUACACCGUCGUGCUGCUGCUCGUCGGCAUCGCGCUCGGCGCAUUUGAGUUCUACGUGGACCUGGGGCUGCUCGGCGACAGCAUCCGCAUGUGGGCGGAGGUGGAGCCAAACAUAAUCUUCUUCGUGUUCCUGCCCGCACUGCUCUUCGAAAGCGCCUUCGCCUUCGAGAUGCAUCAAAUCAAGCGGUGCAUGUUUCAGAUAUUCCUGCUGGCAGUGCCGGGUGUCGUCAUAACCACGGGCUUCCUCGGUGUCAUCUGCAAGUGCGUGCUCCCGUACGGCUGGUCGUGGUCCACGGCCAUGCUGCUGGGCAGUGUCCUCAGCACCACGGAUCCCGUGGCCGUGGUGGCUCUGCUCAAGGAGCUCGGUGCUUCCAAGAAGCUGCGCACCAUCAUUGACGGGGAGGCGCUCAUGAAUGACGGGGCGGCGAUCGCCAUAUUCCAGCUCUUCCUGCAGCUCGUGCUCGGCUACUCCUUCUCACCGGGCGAGGUCGUCGCCUUCAUGUGCCGCGUCUUCUUCCGCGGCAUAGCGCUGGGCAUGGCGUUCGGGGUGGUGAGUCUGCUGUGGCUGCGCACCGUGUUCAACGACUACAUCAUCGAAAUCACCAUCACCAUCACCGGCUCCUACAUGGCCUUCUUCGUCCAUGUUUGCCAUAUUCGCCAAGACGGCAUUCACAGGGGAGAACGAGAAGAACAUGCACAGCUUCUGGUGAGCCCAUGCACAGCUUCUGGUGAGCCCAUGCUCUCUUCUCCUCCUGCUUAUGCUGCAUUUCAUCACCACAGCUGUGGAGUGGUGAUCGCCGAGAGCGUGCUACACAAUGCCAGCUACAUCCAAGGCGUUGACUGGGGCUACAUGCUGGCGCUGAUUGUCUUCGUGCAGCUGUCCCGGGUGGUGGUGGUGGGGGUGCUGUACCCCGGGCUGGCCUCCAGCGGCUACGGGCUCACGUGGAAGGAGGCCAUCAUCCUCGUCUGGUCGGGGCUGCGCGGCGGCAUCGCUCUCACGCUUGCCCUCGUUGUCAACGUGACCGGACAAGAUAUCAGAGUCCACGUCAGCCAGGGUGAGAGCAGAUGCUCCGCUGCCCACCACCCUCCACUCAUGCCCGCUCUCUUCCUCGCCAUGCCUGCUCUCUUCCUCGCCCUGCCUGCUCUCUUCCUCGCCAUGCCUGCUCUCUUCCUCGCCCUGCCUGCUCUCUUCCUCGCCAUGCCUGCUCUCUUCCUCGCCAUGCCUGCUCUCUUCCUCGCCCUGCCUGCUCUCUUCCUCGCCAUGCCUGCUCUCUUCCUCGCCCUGCCUGCUCUCUUCCUCGCCAUGCCUGCUCUCUUCCUCGCCCUGCCUGCUCUCUUCCUCGCCAUGCCUGCUCUCUUCCUCGCCCUGCCUGCUCUCUUCCUCGCCCUGCCUGCUCUCUUCCUCGCCCUGCCUGCUCUCUGUCCUCUUCUGAACGGCAGCACCACGCAGUUCAUAUUCGCGGCGCUGCGCCUCAACCACACGUCCAACGUGAAGAAGCACGUGCUGCACUUCACGCGCCACGAGCUCUUCCACCACGCGCUCAAGACCUUUGAGGAGAUCGCCCACGACGAGCAGCUGGGGCCCGCCCACUGGACCACCGUCAGCGACUACCUCACCUGCCUGGAUCAGCGGGUGCUGGAGCCGGAGGGGCGAGGUGCGGGGGCAGGGCACCACACGCACACGCGCGGCAGCCGCACGCACACGGUGUCGACGCUGCACGCGCACGGGGAGGGCGGCGGGGAGGUGGAUGUGCAGAAGGCGGCGGAGGAGGCGGUGCUGCAGCAGCAGCUGGCGGACACGCGCUUGCGCUUCCUCAACGGCGCCGUGGCUGAGGCAGUCGACCUCACCUCGCAGCAGCACCGGCUGUGCCUGUGGGCAGCCAUGCGCCCGCACGUGCGCAUGCCGCGCUUCUUCCGCGCGCUGCACCGCUCGCUGCGCCCCAUCCUGUCGCAGCGCGCCCUCAACUGGGUGACGGUGGACCGCCUCGAGCUCGCCGCCUCCAUGGGCGCCACUUACAUCCGUGCUCUGCGGCAGACUCGGCAGCAGCUGCGGGAGUUCCUCAAGGACAGCCUAAUACUGGAGGCGGUGAUAUUGGAGAGCGAGGAGGAGGAGACGGAGGCGAGGAAGUUCAUCGAGGAUGUGCACCUCAACGUGCCCGAGAGUGCAGUUGGGGUAAGGGAAAGGGACAGGGAUGGGUAUGGGGGUAGGAAUGGAGAUGGGGAUGGGGAUGGGGAUGGGGAUGGGGAUGGGGAUGGGGAUGGGGAUGGGGAAAUGGAUGGGGAUGGGGAUGAGGAUGGGGACGGGGAUGGGGAUGGGGAUGGGGAUGGGGAUGGGGAUGGGGAUGGGGAUGGGGAUGGGGAUGGGGAUGGGGAUGGGGAUGGGGAUGGGGAUGGGGAUGGGGAUGGGGAUGGGGAUGGGGAUGGGGAUGGGGAUGGGGAUGGGGAUGGGGUACAUGCAUGGGAGGACUUGGUAGUGGUGGCAUUGCAUGUGGUGUGCAUGGGGGGUGGCACCAUGUGCCUGUACUGUGCUGCGCGGGGCACGGGCAGCAAGGCCUCCUCUGACUUGAAGAUUGGUGUGGCGCUUGGCACGAGCGGUGCACUGGGGGUGUGGCGCAGGGGCCGGUGA
Closterium sp. Yama58-4 is the source of this 2868-nucleotide messenger RNA. The record is from the annotation of a GenBank genome assembly. NCBI's taxonomy places the organism in Eukaryota, Viridiplantae, Streptophyta, Zygnematophyceae, Desmidiales, Closteriaceae.